GACAACGUUAUUUAAAAGGUACAGAGUGCCAACGCGGACAGUUUUCUCUGAAGCGCUUAAUAUCAUCCAGCUGGCGUAAGCUGCUCGCAAGAAGGUGUUGCUGACAGCGAAUCACAAUGCUGCUGCAGUCCCUCGCAUUGGUCUACCUCCUGGUUGCUGCCACCUUCGCAGUCCCCGCUCAGGAGAAACGCGUCCAUCACCAUGCCGACCUGAGCGACCACGCCCACAACGACGCUCACGACUUUCAGUACGACCAUGAGGCUUUUCUGGGCAAAGAGGAGGCGAAGACUUUCGACCAGCUGACGCCGGAGGAGAGUAAAGACAGACUGGCGAAAAUUGUGGACCGCAUUGACACAGACAAGGACGGCUUCAUCAACCACGCAGAGCUGCAUUAUUGGAUCAAACACAGACAGAGGAGGUACAUUGAGGAGAACGUGAACAAACACUGGAGGGAUUAUGACAAGAACGAAGAUGACAAAAUAGCAUGGGGGGAGUACAAGAACACGACCUACGGAUUCUAUCUUGAUGAGGAGUUUGACGACGUGGAGGACAAGGCCACCUACAAAUCCAUGCUAACCCGAGAUGAAAGACGCUUCAAGACCGCCGAUCGUGACGGCGACGGGAUCGCCACGCGAGAGGAGUUCACUGCCUUCCUCCACCCGGAGGAGUUUGAUUACAUGAAAGACUUGGUAGUACAGGAAACAAUUGAGGACAUUGAUAAAAAUGGGGACGGCAAGAUCAGCUUAAACGAAUACAUUGGUGACAUGUACACACCGGAGGAGGGAGAGAGUGAGCCUGAGUGGGUCCAGACUGAGAAGAAGCAUUUUACUGAUUUCAGGGAUGCCAACAAGGAUGGGUACAUGGAUUUCGGUGAGGUGGCGCAGUGGAUUUUGCCCGGAGAAGUCGACCACGCCGACAAUGAAGCCAAACACUUGAUCCACGAGACAGACAGCAACAAGGAUGAGAAAAUAACCAAACAGGAAAUCCUGGCCAACUGGAACAUGUUCGUGGGCAGCCAGGCCACCAAUUACGGAGAAGAUUUAACAAGGAGUCACGACGAACUUUGAUGAGCUGUCGCCGUUCCAAACGGAGCUUGUCCGGGUCCAUAUUAUUUCACGAGGUUUGCUCACAUGGGGUCUGUGUGUGAUGGCCGCCGGUGACACGACAACAAGUAUCACUCUUGCAGAAACGAUUCCACAUUGCAGUCACAUACUGUGUAUGUGGUUACAGGUGAUUUCUUACGCCCAUAACAUAGCAUUACUGUAGUCAGCUGAACACAGUCCAAAAAAAUUUAGACGGAGGAAGUGUUUGGGGAAAAAAAAAACUGUGGAUAUCGUCCGACGUGCACUGAUAUUAAACUGAAACUGUGUGUUUUGAGUUGGUGCUUAGAAUGUAGUCACAUUUCUGAAUAUCAGAGACCGUCACAGUGACACACACUCCACUGACAGACCGCUUCGUCAUUUAUGUGCGGUGCUGUACUUGAAAUAUUUUCAGCGCUUCACGGUACUUACUUUCAUCCAUCCCAUGUAUGGAAAUUGAUUUUAAAACAUUUCAAAUGAAAGAUGUGUUGCCGUUGUAUUGGAUUGAGUUGUCACAAUGUAGGUCAGAGGCAUGUUAACGUUGGCUACAAGAGUUAACUAAAAGAAGUUUGCCAUUAAAGAACUGUGUUACUGUUGAUUGGACAAAUAAAUGGACUUUUCUA
This is a messenger RNA of Hippocampus comes (tiger tail seahorse), 1702 nucleotides long. It is a transcript of the gene rcn3, whose product is annotated as reticulocalbin 3, EF-hand calcium binding domain. NCBI's taxonomy places the organism in Eukaryota, Metazoa, Chordata, Actinopteri, Syngnathiformes, Syngnathidae. The coding region runs from base 117 to 1067 and encodes 316 amino acids. The transcript has 8 exons. Gene Ontology annotation, molecular function: calcium ion binding. The record is from RefSeq and is a predicted model, not a curated record. Gene Ontology annotation, cellular component: endoplasmic reticulum.